This is a messenger RNA of Lasiodiplodia theobromae, 2328 nucleotides long. Its product is annotated as Tbc domain-containing protein. Gene Ontology annotation, biological process: activation of GTPase activity. Lineage: Eukaryota; Fungi; Ascomycota; Dothideomycetes; Botryosphaeriales; Botryosphaeriaceae. Gene Ontology annotation, molecular function: GTPase activator activity. The coding region runs from base 1 to 2328 and encodes 775 amino acids. The record is from RefSeq and is a predicted model, not a curated record. The transcript has 6 exons.
AUGAGAUCCGCUCGAGACGCAAGAGCCUCCUGGGAAUUGCUGGAACAGGCAAAGAGCCUCGCCGACCUGCGUUCCGCCGUUGGCCUUGGCUCCGCGCCGUCAGCCCUCGUGAACGGUCAGCGUUCCGCGUGCUGGAAGGCAUUCCUCUUGUUCGAGAACGUCGACCUCCAAGAAUGGCCCUCGACCCUUGCCGAGUCGCGCUCCGUCUACGACUCGCUCCGCGCCCACUUCCUGCGUGCCAUCGAGAACCCCGAUGAGCUCGAAUCCGCCCUCGACCCGCUCAGCGAAAGCGAUGAAUCCCCUUGGGUUGCUCUGCGCAAAGAUGAAGCCCUGCGCGCCGAAAUCUUCCAGGAUGUCGACCGCUGCAUGCCCGACAACACCUACUUCCGCCAGCCCGACACCCAGAAGAUGCUGCUCGACAUCUUGUUCAUAUUCUGCAAGCUGAAUCCCGACGUGGGCUAUAGACAGGGCAUGCACGAGGUGCUUGCCCCCAUACUGUGGGUCGUCGAGAGGGAUGCCGUGGAUCCGAAGGAGGCCGGUGUGGAUAACCGCACCCAGCACAAGGAUUUGUUGCUCGACAUGUGCAACUCGCACUUCAUCGAGCACGACACUUUCACCCUGUUCGGCCUGGUCAUGCAGAAUGCAAAGGCUUAUUACGAGCCUUCCAAGACGAAGCAGUCUGAUGACUCUCCUAUGCUCGUCAAGUGCCGCCAUAUAUUUGACAAGCUUCUUCCGAAAGCCGAUCCCGAGCUGGCAGAUCAUCUCAAGGAAAUAGAGGUUGCACCUCAGAUGUUCCUAAUGCGCUGGAUGCGGUUACUUUUCGGUCGCGAGUUCCCCUUCGAUGAUGUCCUCCCAAUGUGGGAUCUCAUCUUUGCUGCCGACCCCUCCUUGGAGAUCGUGGACUAUGUGUGUGUAGCCAUGCUUCUUCGUGUCCUGCUCGAGGCUGAUGCGAAUGCUGCCAUCACGCUUUUGCUACGGUACCCGGCACCGAAAAAGGAUGAUCCUCCGCGGACCUUUGUUCAAGAUGCGGUUCAGUUGAGCGAAAAGCUUACCUGGGGGACCGCAAGCCAAAUCAUCCGGACCUACUCAGGUCGUGCGCCUACUCGACCCAUGCCACGACCAGAGACACCCCAGGAACAGACCUCUCCUCAGAGAUCACUUUCUCCCUUAAAAUUCCACACCCUUCCUAGAGCAUCGCCGUCAGGAAGCAUCGAGACUAUAAUCCAAGAUGCGGCCCGAGGCAUUCAUAAGACUGGUGAAAAAUGGGGCGUUAACAAGACUAUAAGAGAUGCAAUGGGCGACUUCCGCAAGAAUGUUCAGGGAAUACAGUCAGGCCGCAACGCCCCUAAUUUCAGGUCACUCAUCACCGGAGAAGCCAACAAGGGACCGGAGCCUGCAGAAUUGCUGAGCAAGAUUGAGGCUCUGGAAGAGCGCAAUAAGGCGUUAGCAAAGAUGCUAGAGGAGUCGGUCUCUGAGUUAUGGGAGUGUCAGAAAGAUGCUCUGGAUGGAAAAGGUUCGGAGAAGCAGAGUAUAGAGUCCCUGAGCCUCGCCAUCGCAAAGGUACAGGUUAUGCAAGUGUACCUCGAAGACUCCAGCAUCCCACUGCCGGCGGAUGACCCUGCCCCUUUCAUCGAAGAAGAAUCGGCCGCAAAAUCGACGUUGACUGAAGUAAGCGAGGAGCCGUCAGUCCCGUCGAGCGAGGCCGGGGACUCCAGUGUAACGACGGAGCGGUCCGCGCCGCACUCAGCCAAAGCAGCCUCGGCUCCAACGAGCCGCAAGCCCACACCGUCUACUGUGCCACAAUCAGCCACCACCGGCGGCUCCUCCGAAGGCAACACAAGCCGCUCCGCUUCAGCUUCGUCGGCCCAGACUCUUGGCCGCAACUUCUCACCCGGGUCUCGCCCGCGCCACAGCCUCACGUCGUCGUCCUUCUCGUGGAUGUUGGGCCAGGAGCCCGACACCACCCCGGCCUCGAGCUUCGCCGCAGCCUCGUCGCUUAGCACGUUCCAGCCCCUCGAGAAGCGCGAGCGCCGCCGCAACAAGCCUUCGAGCGGCGCGGGCAGCAAGCGCGGAGACGCUAGUGGUGGUGGCGGUGGCUCCGAGGGCGGUAGCGGUAACAAGAAUAAAGCCUUCUUGUUCGGCGAUACGGAUGACGAGUUCAUGGCCGGCCCGUUGGGGCCGGGGUCCACGGCCAGCGGGCGCAUGGUGAAGAAGGGGAAGGAAGUGUUGCCGAUACGGGAGGUGUUCGAUUUGGAUGAGGUUGGCAAUAAUGGGAGUGGGGCGAGCAGCAACAACAGUGUCAAGGUUGGUGGGGAGGAGAGCGGAUGA